UGCAGCCUGCGCCAUGACGUAAUGUCUCUCGUGCCCCAAGCACCGCCCAGACCGGGCUGCUGGCGACGUCAUCGCGCGGCUGGGGGACUCCGAAGGCCCCGGCCGCUCCAGAGACACCAAUCAAGAGACAGAGAUACAUUGGGACGCACGAACACACACAGAGGCACUGAGAGACACUACAAAACAGAGACACUGAGAGACUCGCACCGAGACCACGCAGGCGUACGCUCUGGAAGCCGGGUGGUCGCAGCCGAAACCAAACAACAACAGACGCCGCCAUUCGCUUGUCAAGCGGCGGCGACCUCACCGCCGGGGGUCUCGUGCCAGGCUCGGUGCGCCUGAGCCUCACGCCAAGGCGUCGGAGGCUCGCGGGACACACGACGGCUCGGGGCAGGGGGACGUGGGUAAGAGUGGAGAGCCCGCGCACUCCGACACGCAGCAGACGAAGGUCGUCCCCCCCUCCCCCGUAUAGAGAGUCCCCAUCUGGUCAGGCGAAGUGGGGCAAGUGGCGGUUUCAGUGACUUGCCUAAAAGCAAGUCAGGUAGGCAGUCAGGCAGGCUGUCAAGCAGUCAGGCGCUGCAACGAGUUCGUCCGACCGUGGCCUCGGUUAACCGCACCGCGAGGUCGCCCCAAGCGAGUCCGGAGCGAGGUGCCGCGAACCGAGAAGCCGCCGGCCCCGUCCGGUCGCGCUGAGAUCGUUCGUGCUGGGUCCCGUCGCCGCUGGGCCGGUCGGGAGCCAGCCCGGCCGCGCCUUCGAUCCAACCGGCCGCCUCGGAGACGAUGCGGAGCCAAGUAGUCGAGUGGGGUCGUCGGCGGCGGCGAGAGAGGAGCGGAGGACACUCGGAGGAGGUCGAGCGGAGGAGAGCAGCAGCCGGUGGUGGUGGAGGAGGAGAAAGCCUCCCUCGCUGUACCUCGCAGCAGCAGCAGCAGCAGCGUCUGAGGAAGAGGCGGACACGGGAGACGAGGAGGGCGCUUGGGGCGACCCUCGACCCGAUGCCAUGGCCAAGCCGGUCACGCUCAACGUGGGCGGCACGGUGUACACCACGAGCCUCGACACGCUCACCCGCUUCCCCGACAGCAUGCUCGCCGCGAUGUUCAGCGGCAAAAUGCCCACGGCGCAGGACGCCCACGGCCGCUUCUUCAUCGACCGUGACGGCAAGAUCUUCAGGCACGUCCUCAACUUCCUUCGCACGUCACGCCUCGACCUGCCCGCCGGCUUCGGCGAGACGGAGCUCCUGAGGCGCGAGGCGGACUUCUACCAGAUCGGGCCUCUCGCGGAGGCGCUGCGCGGACGCUCCGGGUCCCCGUGGGCCUCUGAGGGGGGCCUCGGCGGGGGCUUCGGGCCCGGCCGGGGCAACGCGCUGCUGCACGUGGACACGGAGCGCCGCGCCCUCAGCGUGCACUACACGGUGCGCGAGGCGCCACAGGUCUACACGCUGGUAGCCCGCAGCCUCGAGGUCUUCACCACCAACAUCUUCUGCACGGCGCCCACCUUCUUCAAGGUGCUGCGCGCCCACUUGCGCGUGUGCGCUCGCGUCGGCACCGGCGGCGGCGGCGACGACGACGACGGUGCCGACGAUGAGGACGACGACGACGACGACGAAGACAAUGGUGACGACGGCGGUGACCGACGCGUGACGAUCGACGGGGCCGCGUCGCAGGGUGACGACACCAACCCCGCCACCUCGUCCAACGCCACGACCGCCACGUCGUCGUCCUCGUCCUCCGUCAAGUCGGACCGCGGCUCCGCGCCCCCGCGGCGUUACCACAUGUGCCUCCAGUGGGCGUCCCCGGGGGACACGAGGGGACUGCCCGCGCGGGAGUUCUCCCGCCUGGGCCUGGCCAAGCUGCACAGCACGGCCGGCGGCGGCCCUCCGCGUCCCGUGGACAGCGUCCGGGCCCUCACCGAGGAGGUGAUGCAGCUGGCGCUGCGGGCCGGCUUCUGCCUGGACGCGGCGUUCCCUGAGCCCGCGGACCUCCUCAACAGCACCACGCUCAGAUUCGUGCGCUACUGCUGAUGAGAUGUUGACUGCCUCGCCGGGUGUGCAGGUGGUCGUGGGUUCAAUCGCGACCCUGACGCGCGAUUCCUGUUGUAUGUUUAGAGUUUGCGUGUUCUGUUUCGCUCCCUCGCUCUCUCCACGUGGUCGCGCCAAUCGGUCAGGUGGAGCCCCAAUAUUUAAUUUGUCUCGCACGGUCACACCUUAGGCUAUUAUAUAUCGCGGCUUAUCUUGCCUAAUCGCAUCAUUACACACAGGUUGUUCUUUUACACUGUUGUUGAAAACACAUCUCAUGGUGGUUGUCAAGGGGGCCAAGGCACCCCCACGCUAGUUCCGCUACUGGCUGGAAUAGGAGGUCGUGGGUUAGAUCCCCACCCUGACGAUGGCCUGUUGUAUAUUUGGAGUUUGCGUGUCUCUCUCUCCCCGUGGUCGCGUGGAUUUUUCUCCGGGUCCCCCGGGUUUUCCUCACCAUAUUCAGAAUCGACACGCGUUUCGAGUGUUUGCUAUAUAUUUUAAAGCAAUCAGCCACUUGGUUGAACUAUCAAUUUGUGAGAGCCAGGUUGCUUCUGAAAAAGAGCUGUAUAGCUCAUUGGGCCUUACCUGGUAAAAUAAAAAAAUAUAGUUUAAUAGAGUGCGUGCGUGUGACUGCCUUGAACCAUGUCCUGGGCCUCCCCUAGGUCGACUGGGCUAGAAAUUAGUACCUGGUGCUGCGGUGUGUAAACAUCGCCACUGGGGAGACAAAGGUGGCCGGGCGUGGUUCUGCUUCUCACCCACACCCUCGUGUGCCGUGCCGGCCUUCAUAGGUGCUUCUCGUUAACAGCAUUUGCCCCAACAGUCUAAGGUUACACGGGGAGGCCUGUCUUUGACGACAUCCAGGCUCAGCUCAAGCGGUCCACUCUCUGGUUAUUAAUCAAUUAGUAGAUUAACUGUAACCACGGAGAUGUAUCUCUCCUUUUUUCGCUAUGUGUACCACACGUGGUAGUACAGUAUGUUAAUGUUUACGCGUGAACUUCUGUAAGCCCAUUAGAGGGGUGCUACGUUCAGCUCUUCUUGAAACGAAAUAUAAUUGACUAUUUAAAUCUGAGGGUGUGUGUGUGUUUGUGGCUAAGUUGUGAUUAUACACGCGGUGUAAUUCACACGCUCAUCCGCUGGGCAUUUACGCGCAUCGCCACCACCACGACCCUAAGCGAGUGUUGUGACAAUAGUUGCCAUGGUCUAGCAUAGCAUUUAAUAUAAUGGGAUAGAUAAGGACGCAGCCCUGCCCAAUUUACUGGCUCUCACGACUGCUGGUAGAAGGACCUCUUACUCACGGAAGCUCCUCCAUCUGGUAUUUUGUCUACUCUUCCACAUUGCUGAGAGGGAUUCAAGAGGCGAAAUCCCCAUUGUCUCCAGUGCCGCGCCGGGAGAUCGGAUGGAAUCAAACCGGCGGCUCCUGGAUUGCUUAGAAUGGUGAAGCUGAUCCCUAACUCCACGGCAGAAGCGGGUUCCUGCAAUAACCACCGCCAUCGUGAUUUCGUUUAUUUAUCCAGACUCCCCUAGCCUAAAGACUCUUUGACAUGGAGUGCCAUGGCUACUACAGACGUCUGGGACAAUGCCGCAUCUAAAGCAAAAACGGGGGGUGGGGGACGUGUGGUUUUUUGUUUGAGUGUGGGGGGAGGACUCGCCACACCUUCGAGAGGGAAAUAACGUCAUUCCGAAGCCCAAGGGACCAACUUCAAACUCUACAAAACUCGAGUUGGCAAAAAACCAUUGCUGCUGACACUGCAGGUGCCAUAGCAAGGGGAAGGGUGGGGAGGGAAGAGCGGCCGCCCGCCUGCCCCCGGGGGCGCUGCGGUAACGAUGAAAUCGGACCGACGGAAUCACCGAUCUUUGCUGAUAUUAGCCAAUCAAAUGAAGUUCGUGUCACAUUAUUACUCGGUCGAUAGAUCGAUUGCCAAUGAAUCAACAACAGUGAUUAACCCGUAAAUUAAGAUUAACCCUGGUAUUUUUUAAAAUGUUGGUUUAUUAUGAAUCGACUGAAGCGGCACUCGAUACAAAUUAAUCUCUUAUCAACGAAUCCGCGUGGGCAAUUCUCCGAUUGGUGAUCUUGUGUUAUACGAUUUUAUCGCCCGAUCACAGCACCCCUCGCCGUUCGCGAAUUGUCGAGCUGAGCCGAACUUGGUGGACCAAACAAAGCGAGCCGUGGCAGGGUGGUGACUGUCGUAUAAUUUUUUUGGAGGCGGCGGUGCCGGUCCCUCGGCAGUGCCCGAAAGCUCAAGGCGCCACACGGAAACGGCAGCACCUUAAGCUCAGUGGUUCAUCUUAACCUGUUGGUGCGAGAUGUGGCCAGAUUUUUUUUUUAAUAAAAAGUAAAUAAUCGAAAACACAAAUUCAGCACGGGACACGUACUUUGUUUCAUCAAACCCCAUGUAUUUAUUAACAUUGUACAUGUUUUAACGAUUAAGAACCAAAUGGGUGCAGGCUGCAGUAAAGGUUAAGAACCACUGCCUGAA
Molecule: messenger RNA, 4489 nt
Organism: Petromyzon marinus (sea lamprey)
Lineage: Eukaryota; Metazoa; Chordata; Hyperoartia; Petromyzontiformes; Petromyzontidae
Product: BTB/POZ domain-containing protein KCTD21
Biological process (GO): protein homooligomerization
Molecular function (GO): protein binding
Source: RefSeq, a predicted model, not a curated record